Messenger RNA from Portunus trituberculatus (swimming crab), 3252 nucleotides. RefSeq lists its product as uncharacterized. The record is from RefSeq and is a predicted model, not a curated record. The coding region runs from base 1018 to 2595 and encodes 525 amino acids. Gene Ontology annotation, cellular component: plasma membrane. Gene Ontology annotation, biological process: engulfment of apoptotic cell; phosphatidylserine exposure on apoptotic cell surface; apoptotic process involved in development. The transcript has 11 exons. Lineage: Eukaryota; Metazoa; Arthropoda; Malacostraca; Decapoda; Portunidae.
UCCUCCUCCUCCUCCUCCUCCUCCUCCUCCUCCUCCUCAAGGUGACAUGAGUAAGGUUCGCCCUACUAGGUGUCCCCAACCCUCCUCUGACCCUCCCCUCCCCCUCUCCCUUUCUCCAGCUCCCCUCCCUCUUCCCUCACCCUCACCCCCUUCCCCUUGUCCCCAGCGCGCCCCUGUGGGAGUGGUGGGAAGCCCAGGGUUCGUUUGCUGGAGCCCUGAGGAGGAGAUCUCGGGGUACCCUUCCCUCCCCACUAGUCUUUCUCUCCCCUCUAUUCUCCCCUCUCCCCUCCUCUCCCCUGCUGGCUGUUUCUCCCCAGUUUAUGCGUCUCCCCCAGCCUCACCAUGUCAUCUAGGAGUCCUCACCCCCGCCAAACUCCCCAGCUACCUCCCCUAAUGUGGUUAUCUCCCCAUCGUCUCUCUCCCCACCUCCAAACACCCCACUCUCCCCUCUCCCUAGUCCCCCUCAGUGUCAUGUCUCCCCUCUUCUCAGUCACCCCAUCACUUCUCCCAGUCAGUCACAUUUCCCCAAUUUCAUUCCCCUCUCCCCGCCACUUAACGCCCAGCCGUCCCCUACACACACAACGCCCAUUUCCCCUCGAUCCCUCUUGCCUCCCAUUCAAAAUACCCUUCCCUCCCCAUUUCCAGCCAACACAGUCCCCUUAAAUCCCUCAAAUUUCUCAGAUAAUAUCCCAAUUUCUUCCCCAUCUCCUCCCCAUCUCCUCACACCCCCCAGCGAGCCUCAGCACCCCGGGGAAGUCACGGGGACCUUAUCACCCUGAGGGACGCCACACCGGGGGAGAAAAAGGAAGAAAAUGGUCAAAUAAGGAAGAAAAUGGCGGGUGAAUCGGAUAAAAUUGACUCGAAGAAGGGAAGUGAAGCUGUUUCGGGUCCGGUGAAGCUUCGAACGCCGCCCGGAGGAGGAAGGAAGAAGAGAAGAGGAGGAGGAAGAACAAGGAAGAGGUCAAAGGUCGGCUGUCCCUCUUCGGUGACCCCAGGGAUACGUCACUUCACUUCCCCAUGAUUGAUGACCUUGAGGAUGACCUGACCUCUCGUAAUCCUGAACCUGAUCCUCCUCAUCCUCCUCCUCUUACUCCUCCUUCCUCCUCCUCCUCGUCCUCCUCCUCCUCCUCCUCCAACGACACAUCAUCUUCAUUUUCUUUAGAUGAUAUAGGAGAGAACGCGAUGGAGUUAGCAGAGCAGCUUUGUGACGUGACUAGUGAAGCGGGUCAUCUUAUCACCAAGGAACUGAAGGAGGGGCUGGAGUACGUGACCCAGCCCGAGGACACCCUGGAAUUCGAGUGGCUGGAUACUGUGACCGGCCUUGUCUCCAUCGCGACCUUCUACUUCGAGCUGGCUUCAGAUGGCCUCGUCACGUUCUACCUCUACGAUGACGACGCUGCCAGGCCUUGGUUCCUCGCCUCCUUAGUGCUGAUUGUGGCACCUUUGGUUAUAGUGAACGGCUUCAGUCUCUAUUGGUACUGGUUUGACGAGGUGUGGUGCCACGGGUCCAACAGCCACGCUCGCGCUUCAGUCUGGGCGUGGGCGGCCAGGCUGGGCGGGCAUGUACUCCUGCAGGCGCCCGUACUAAGGCAGGUGGAUAUCAUUUACUACGGGCACAAAAGUUUGGCGGAAACUAUAUUGGGGGGCGUCCCCGUGGAUCAGGUGAUGCUGGAAGCUGCACGUGACCAGCGCUGCGAAGCCCACUGCUCUGUUCCCAUCCCCGCCACACGCACCCCUGUCUGCCGCGCACCGGUCUGCAGCGCCGCCCCUCGUCAGUGUUCUUCAGAGUGCUUCGGGCGCGGCGGUGGGUACGUGGCGCGGUGGAUCCAUGCCGAGCGGGAUGCCACCAACGUGGAGCUGCUGCUGGCGCUCUCCCAGGCAGCGCCUCUGCUUAUCCUCAACCUGUUCAUCAUGGCGCGCACUGUGCCCACCCAGACACGCCAGGGACACUUCAGCCAGACCCUGGUGGUGCAGAUCUUUUCGGAGUGGUCAUCACUGCUCACACUGGCCUGGUCGGUCUCCUCCUUCGUGCGUGCCACCCGCCUCACUGAACCAAGCCUGUCCAACCUCUCCAUCCUGGACCAGAUGCUGCUCACCCUCGGCCACUUCUGCUCCAUCGCCUCACAGGUGAUGAGUUUUGCCCUGUUUGCCUCCCAGUUAGUGGUUGCUUUCUUCAUUAUUGUCACACUUCACUGGCUUAUAAUGAGCUGCUGGAUACUGGUGCAGCUGGUGUGUUACCCUCGCACCACCUGCAGCCGAGCCUUCUUUGCCCAUGACCGCCGCCUGGGUCCCUGCCACCAGCUGGAUGAUGUGCUGUACAGUGCCAUGAUGGGCCUCGUCUUCCUCUUCACCUUUGUGGACGUCGGGGGAGUGAAGGCGAUGCAGGCCCAGGCGUGGCUCUACCAGCUCCUCGUCUUCCUGGAACAGAUGGCACUGCUCUCCGCGUGGUUGGUGUGGUCUGGGGGCACCACUUGGUAUCACUGGCUGCCUCUGCUAUUGUCUCCUCUUCUCCUGUGCCUCAAUCUUGCCUUCAUGGCCUGCUUUACUGCCUCUGUCAAGCCCAACCACUGCCAACCACUGGCCAAGCAAGUGUGAGGCAGCAGGCAGCGUGCAUGGCACUCUCACUGCCACCACCAUCAGCCAACAAGAACACCAAUCAAUGUUCCUGUUGGCUCAGACGUCAUGCAACACCCAACAACAAGAAUGAUAAGAAAAACUACAACAGUAAUGUCCUGCAACACUGUCCGAGUCUCCAUUCACCUCCAGCCAUUUCCUGAAAGUGCUGGAGUGAAGAAGUCUCAGUGUUCAUAGGAAGUGUUGCAUGACUGUCAGUGUUGCUUGUAAUGUUUUAUUGCACUAGGAGUGAGGAUUUUUUUUGCACUUAUUCCCCCCCUUCUCUCUCUCUCUCUCUCUCUCUCUCUCUCUCUCUCUCUCUCUCUCUCUCUCUCUCUCUCUCUCUCUCUCUCUCUCUCUCUCUCUCUCUCUCUCUCUCUCUCUCUCUCUCUCUCUCUCUCUCUCUCUCUCUCUCUCUCUCUCACAUCCCACAGACCCCACAGUAUGUCCCCCACAGUUUGUUUACAUACCACAGUCACUCACCACAGCCCCCCCUUCAUAAAACACACACACACGUCACAAUAUGUGAAGUGAUGACAGUGAGGUACAACUCUUCUGAGACUGGUUACAAGCUGGACACUUUCCCAUAACAGUGAGUCGUCUGUACUACAAUUUACUUACAAUAAACAUGUAAACAAA